Molecule: messenger RNA, 1516 nt
Organism: Silurus meridionalis
Lineage: Eukaryota; Metazoa; Chordata; Actinopteri; Siluriformes; Siluridae
Product: ankyrin repeat domain-containing protein 9-like
Exons: 2
Coding region: 101-943 (280 amino acids)
Molecular function (GO): protein binding
Source: RefSeq, a predicted model, not a curated record
AUCACUGUGAUCGUGACGGCUGAGAUAAAAAAAAACAGACUGAGUUUCUUUUGGUGUGGAUUUAGGAGCAUUCUAAAAUAAGCUAGUGUAGCCUGGACAAAUGGACAACACGUGCAAAGAAAGCGAAUUCCUCUCACUUUUAUUCUACCAAGCUGUGAGGGACCACAAACCUGUGUGGAUGUUGGAAGAAAUGCGAAACCUGAAGACUUUUCACUGGGAAGAAAACGUCCGGCAACAGACCUACAACCCAUCCGAGGCGCUUCUGUAUGCCAUCGUGCACGACCACCGAGAUUACGCACAAUACUUGCUGAAUCAGUUUCAGGACGUUGCUCUUGCAAAUCCAGGAGAGCAAUUCUGCUGUUAUCCAACAUCAGAUUCACACCUGGAAAUGGCUAUCCGCCGUGGCAGGAAUGACGUCAUAGCGUUCAUCCUUCAGGUGGUUCAUAGAACACCUUCUCUGCGCUUAUACAUAAACCAGCGUGUGUGCAAACACGAGAGGGAUGGCAAAACUCCACUACAUGUGGCAUGUGAGCUUUUACAACCACAUACCGUCAUAAUAUUAUUGGGAAAUGGGGCUUCACCGCAAGCUGAGGAUCAGAAUGGAAUGACACCACUGGAUCUUCUAUUGAAUAAACUUUGGACCGCCAAAGAGAAUGCACACUCCAUUAAGUGUAUUAGGGCUUUAAGAAUGUGCAUUGAGAACCUGCUCUUUUUCAUGCCUAAGUUGCAGUUUAAAAUGAAGAGCAGACUUGAAGAGGAUCAACUGUUCUGGUCCAAAAUUCUGGGAGAGGAGCAGUAUAACCUUCUAGUGGGGAGAAUUCCUGCAACACUUUUUCUUACAGCUAUGCAGAAAGUCUUGUCUCAACUGCCUCAACAUGAAUUUUCAGAAAGUCUUGAUAAACUGCCCAUUCCAGCUUUUCUGAAACCUCACACACACCAUUAACACAGUAAAAAGAGGCCUAUGUUCUUACCAUGCUUUUUGUUGUCUUUUUUCCCAUUUUAAUUUAAUUACAUUCAGUUUUAUUUGUGUGGCAUAAAUUGAAUGCUCAAAAGUAUUACUAUAACUUAAGAAAACAAACGUCUUCCAGUUCUCAAACGAAAUAAUGCUAAACCUCUUUUUAAAAUAUAAAAAGGACAGUAUUUUUAUAGGAAUAAUCAUUUUACUUUUAUUUUAUCACAGUUUUACUUUUAAAAAUGCUUGUGUUUUAUUUAUAUAGCUUUAGAAUCGCAGUCUAAAGUCAAUGAGAAUGUAAAACCAUUAUAAUGUUACUGUGCAGAAUUUGAUGCAUCCAAUAUGCAGAUGUCUUUCAGAGACUUCACUCCUACUAUUCUGUUUUAUGGACAGAGCUAUAGUUUAUUUCAUAUUUAAUUUACAAUUUUAUUUUUUUGCAUUGCAUUAUUAUGAAAUGAUUAUAACUACUGGAAAACAGAUAUUUAUUAUAUGAAAUUUGGGGCAUGUGUCUGCCAACAGUAUUAUUAUGCAAACCUGAAAGUGUAUUUCUGUGAACUGUUCAGC